Molecule: messenger RNA, 1524 nt
Organism: Fonsecaea multimorphosa CBS 102226
Lineage: Eukaryota; Fungi; Ascomycota; Eurotiomycetes; Chaetothyriales; Herpotrichiellaceae
Exons: 8
Coding region: 1-1524 (507 amino acids)
Molecular function (GO): monooxygenase activity; heme binding; iron ion binding
Source: RefSeq, a predicted model, not a curated record
AUGGUCCUCCUUGAGCAGAUCCAGCAAUUGGCCCAGCAUUUGUGGCCAAUCCUCCUCCUUGGAUUUCUCAUUGCAAGACUUUUGAUCAACAAAUAUGGGGGGAAUCUAAAUUCAAUUCCAGGUCCUUUCUUCGCCGGCUUCACGAACCUUUGGCGUGUUUUCAAUAGCCUCCUCUCCAACCCAACCGAGACACAGAUCCAGCUACACCGAAAGUUCAACUCUCGUUUCGUGAGAAUUGGUCCUCGGGUUGUGUCUAUAUCCGACCCUGACCUCAUACCUACCAUCUAUGGAACCAAGUCAGACUUUACGAAGACCAAGUUCUAUUCAGUCGCCGAACUGAUGUAUGAGGGCAGGUGCACACCAGGUCUGUUUGAGAGUUACGAUGAGGCCUACCAUGCCCAGAUCAGGAAGCCUAUCGUGAAUGCCUACAGUAUGACAACAAUACUUGAUUUUGAGCCUGCGGUGGAUUCGACAACUUCGUUGCUCAUAUCGAAAUUGGACUGCUUCGUUGCUUCCAAAAAGCCCCUGGAUCUGGAAGUGUGGCUACACCGCUACGCGUUUGAUGUCAUAGGCGAGAUCGUGUUCAGCAAGAAGAUCGGCUUUCUCGAAACGGAAACCGAUGUAGAGUCUAUCAUGUCUGGCAUCCGAUUCUUUACCAAGUACUUUGAGUUCGCCGGGCAGAUCCCAAUCGUGGACCGAUUUCUAUUGAAGAAUCCUCUCGUGCUGAGAUACGGGCCGAGCAAUCCGAUAGUGACAUUCACACUGAAUCGGAUGAAAGACAGGGCUGCCUGGAGAGCAAAUGGGGGUCACACAAAACGCGACUUUCUCGAGAGAUGUUUUGAAGCCCAAGAAAAAUACCCAGAAACGGUGACGGACAGGAUGAUCAUGCUUUACAACUUUGACAACAUUGCUGCCGGAUCCGACACGACCGCAUUGACCCUGACUUCGGUCUUUUAUUAUCUCCUCAAGAGCCCGGUGUGUUUGCAAAAGGCUGUCGACGAGAUAGAGUCUGCGGAUAAGGAGGGCUGGCUGAGCGAACAGGUCACCUGGCAUGAGGCGAGCAAGCUGUCUUAUCUACAAGCCUGCGUAAAGGAAGCGAUACGCAAGUUCUACUUCCUCCUGGUCUCCCCAGAGACUGAUAUUGACAAUUGUGGCACUAAGCUAGACGGCCACUACUUUCCCGAAGGAACAACCGUGGGAGUGAACGCAUGGGUCACAGCCCGGAAUAAAGAAGUCUAUGGCGAGGACUGCGACAGUUUCAGGCCAGAGCGAUGGCUGGAAGCAUCGGAGGAACAACUUGCGGCCAUGGAGAGAGCCAACUUCGCAUUUGGUUAUGGCCAGCGUGGAUGCUUGGGCAAGAAUAUUGCCUUGUUGGAGACUUUGAAGCUGGUGCCGCAGCUGCUUCGUCGGUACACGUUCUCAUUCGCCCGUCCCGACCUGGAAUGGAGAGUCCGCGGUGGCUGGAUGGUAUGGCAAGACGGUGUAGACGUCGUUCUCAGCGAACGCAAAUCAGGAUCAGACUAG